Molecule: messenger RNA, 1380 nt
Organism: Fonsecaea nubica
Lineage: Eukaryota; Fungi; Ascomycota; Eurotiomycetes; Chaetothyriales; Herpotrichiellaceae
Exons: 3
Coding region: 1-1380 (459 amino acids)
Source: RefSeq, a predicted model, not a curated record
AUGAGCGACGCCCACUUUGUAUUUUUGCCCGGGCAGGGUUCGCACUAUUCGGGCAAAAUCCGUUCGUUUGUUCUGCGCAACCGGAAGGGAGGGCAGCAGCGCCAGAAGCGCGCAAAGAAUGGCAAACCCGAAGAAAGGGCCAUUGUGGUGUCGACAGAACAACAGUUGGUCCCAUUGGCAGACGCCCAGAAUCUUCUGCAGGGCCAUUUCGAUCCCUUCAAGACAUUGGCGGCCGAUCUGGACCGGACUGAAGGCAUCAUGGUCUCGCACUUCGUGGGAGACUGCAUUCCUCACCUAGGGAGACGGCGUCAAAAGACGUGGUUUCCGCCCCGCGACAUGCAUUGGCCCGUGAUGCAGGGAAAUCCUCUGAUGUUGGCCGUCGCCGUCCACUUUGCGGCGAUGAGCCGCGCGUUGAUCGAGACGCCGACAAGAGAGGAGAGGAUCUUUGCGGAAAAAUGCUAUCUGAAAACGCUACAAAACUUCCGCACGAGACUGGAGGCUGAGGCGGCCAGUCCGAGCGAUGGUCUCCUCCAGGCCAUGGCCUGCAUCUGCGCCACCGAAUCCGUCAUUCGAGAAAGCUCCGAUGCGACGAAAGAGCAAGCGCGCAACUCUUUCUAUCUGCAUUGCCGUGGUCUCCGGGCGGCGCUGGACCGCCGACACGGCUGGGACGUUGCGCACUACUCGCCUGCUCUGGUGUGGGAGAUGACAUGGGAAGACAUGCUGUCGAACGGCCAGAUCUCUGCCAUGAAGACCCAGUUCUCGGUCCACCUGAAAUCCUCUCUUCUGGACGAGACCGAACGACAGAACCUACCCAUCGCAGGGGCAGGCCUCACACAAGCCCAGUGGGAUCGGUUCUGCGCCCUCGAAUUCAUUGGCGCGUACCAGAACUUCCACACCAUGGCUGUUUAUAGACGACGCCACCCGCCGGGCGAGCUGCACCCUCUGAGCCUGUUCCUACCCGACAUGCCGGCCUACCGGACGCUGUCGGCGAACGUGCCCAACAUCGUGCGGCCAAUCAUGCCAAUCCUGAUGCUGCACAUCGUGCUCUUCGACCUGCAGGGCGCGUCCACCGAGGAAUUGACCUACCAAUACUGGGCGAUCCGGCGCAAGUUCGACCGGUGCGACGUCGAGCUCGACAGCGGGCCGUCGUACCUGCUGUACGCGAUCGGCAUGUCGCCGGACAUGAAGGGGUGGUCGGACCAGGACCAGAUGGCCUUGUUGUCGCGCCUGUUGAGCGUCGAGGUGCGCUUGUCGGACGCCACGAGGGAGAUGAUCCGGGAGAGCCUGCUUGCGUUUGUCGAGUCGGCCGUGUUGCCGGACAGUGACUGGUGGACGCCCGCGGAGAUGGAAGCAGUCAUCACCAAGGAGCUGCUAGGGUAG